AUGACAGCGGAUUCAGAGGCUAAGGCCGUCGAAAAAAUCGCUCCUGAUGGAGAUGUGGUUUUCAGUCUAGAAAACGGUGCGACAUGUGUUCAAGUAAGCUCAGGCGUUAUGAAAUCUGCCUCUCCAGUCUUCGCCGCCAUGCUUGGACCGAAUUUCAAGGAAGGCCACGCGUUAGCCACCCACCACGCUCAACCAAUCGAGAUCCCGCUACCAGACGAUGAUCCAAAAGGCUUCAUCCUCAUCUGCCGCAUCCUCCACUUUCAACGGGGCUUGAGAGAGCAGGUUCCGACUUUGACGGACUUACUUCAUGUCCGGCCGGUGGCAGACAAAUACGACCUGCUAGAUCCCAUAUCCCUCCGCGUCGAAGCGUGGAUCAAGAAGCUCGUGUCUAAUGUACAUGGCGCUGUUCAUGGGCCACUGCCUCCAAUUUCCUUCCAGACAGGAAGCGAUGUGAUCCAGGCACAAACGGUGUCGGAUGAAGAGAAGGGUUACAGCCUGGACAUUUCUGACACUUUUCUUCUCUUAAUCCUGUGUUAUGAGUUCGGGGCCCAGGAUGAUUUCCGAGUCAUCAGUCAACGCAUCAUGCGGGAGCACAUUGGCUCGUUCAUCACUCUCGCCACCAACACUGAACCCAUAAGUCGAGGAUUGGUCGAUACUGGAACCCUUUACUUGCUCGCAGGCGCGCUACAAACGAAAAGAGCCCAUCUACUUGCGAAGCUUUCGAAUUUUCUCCAGAUGGGGAUGUUCAACCACCUAAUAGAUGAUCCCCACCUUGAACCAGAACACGUGGUCCAAUACUUCGACCUUUUUAAUGGGUACCAUGACGGUGCUUGGGCCAUAUUCGAAGACUCAGACACAGGAGGAUUUUUGUCACUUCAUGAGGUUUUAAUUUGCCUCGCGAAUCUCCGACCGAACGACUUCCCAGAUAUGGAUGAAACAUGUCGAAGUUCCAUUGAAAACCUCCUAAAGACCGAAGUCGAAGAGAUAGGGGAAGACGUAGCGGGUCUUUGCUUGAUUUGCGUUCGGAAAGGCCUUGUUGAAUGUGAUAGCAAUCACGAUGUGACUUCUUCUUGACGGAAGAAUUGGGGAUCCAUGGCUCUGAAAUGCUCAUUUCAUAAUUUCGUCGCUAGAUAUAGAUAUGCGUCACUC
Ilyonectria robusta is the source of this 1149-nucleotide messenger RNA. RefSeq lists its product as uncharacterized. The record is from RefSeq and is a predicted model, not a curated record. Bases 1 to 1074 code for a protein of 357 amino acids. The transcript is spliced from 2 exons. Lineage: Eukaryota; Fungi; Ascomycota; Sordariomycetes; Hypocreales; Nectriaceae.